This is a messenger RNA of Lucilia cuprina (Australian sheep blowfly), 1031 nucleotides long. RefSeq names its product TNF receptor-associated factor family protein DDB_G0272098. The record is from RefSeq and is a predicted model, not a curated record. The transcript has a single exon. Lineage: Eukaryota; Metazoa; Arthropoda; Insecta; Diptera; Calliphoridae. The coding region runs from base 121 to 513 and encodes 130 amino acids.
AGACGUGUGUAGAAAAAAAAUAAAAAAUAUAUUUUUGAACGCAAGAAUUUACGUAAAAGUACAAACAAAAAUACGUGUUUUAAAAUCUAUUGGAUAUAGAAGAAUAUUCAUUAAGCAAAAAUGGCCAUACCUUUCUAUGAACACGAAGAACAACUGCAGCAACAACAUCAACAGCCUCCAUUAGCUGUAGAAACCGACCAAGUAGAUGGACCCAUAAUGCAAUCUCAACACCAAAACUUUAAUAGUCCGCAUAUAAAUCAAAAUCAUUGGAAUAAUUCUACCAACAAUGAGCAUGAUUCUAUAACACAAGAAGAUUUAAUGGCUUGGAAAAUUUUGGCUUUGGCCAUGUGUAAAGCUUUAAAGGACCAUUAUCAACAAAAUAUGACUAAUGCCACAACAACAACUUCCACCUCAACAACCGCCGGUCAUGCAACCACAACAGCCUCCUUAGAAACAUCUACGGCCGUCAUACAAAUUUUACCCAAUGGUCAGGUAAAACCGCAAUGGCAGUAAAAUCUAAAAAAUCAAACUAAAUUAUGGAACAAUUCUGUUAGAUAAAAGCUAAAUUGUGAUGUGUUUUUUUUUUUAAGCUAAAGAAAGUAUAUUUCCUAAGGAAAGUCAGCCAGAAGCCAUCCAUCCUAAAGAAAAAUACCGUCGGCAUAUUUUCUUUUCAUAAGAAAUUAUUAAGGAUUUAAAUUAAAUCCUAAACUAAAUAAAGCACAAUUGUGAUAGUCAAUUUUUAAACUAAAAUUAAAUUAAUCUUAACAUUAAAUUAAUAAAUUACAUUGUAAAAAAUAAUCCUUAAAAAUGUUUCUUUAAAAGCAUUUUCCCACAGAAAAGCCUGAGAAACACUUUUAAUUAUUAUUUUAAUAUUUCUACCAAACAUUUUUUCUCUCAGUGUCUAUUUUAUACUCAAAACAUAAAUUAAUGCUUAUUUUUUAUAAAAUAUAUAUACAAAUUAUAUUAUUAAAUUUAUAAUUUAUUUAAAUUAAUUUGCUAACAAUUUACUCUAAUAUCUAAAUGUUUGUAUA